Molecule: messenger RNA, 2249 nt
Organism: Rhincodon typus (whale shark)
Lineage: Eukaryota; Metazoa; Chordata; Chondrichthyes; Orectolobiformes; Rhincodontidae
Gene: wbp11
Product: WW domain-binding protein 11
Exons: 11
Coding region: 134-2047 (637 amino acids)
Biological process (GO): mRNA cis splicing, via spliceosome
Cellular component (GO): spliceosomal complex
Source: RefSeq, a predicted model, not a curated record
GGGGGGGUGAAAGGUCGUUACCAGGUAGAAGAUGGCGGCGGGGCUGUUGUGAGGAAGGCUGGAGUUUGGAUAUUGAGGUGGAUUACAGUCACUAUCGUGUUCGCCGAGGAAGUGCGAGAGGCACACCGCCAAGAUGGGGCGGCGGUCUACUAGCUCCACCAAGAGCGGCAAAUUCAUGAACCCGACAGACCAGGCCCGAAAGGAGGCCAGAAAGCGGGAACUGAAAAAGAACAAGAAGCAGCGAAUGAUGGUGCGAGCUGCUGUGCUCAAGAUGAAGGAUCCCAAACAGAUAAUCAAAGACAUGGAGAAAUUGGAUGAAAUGGAAUUCAAUCCUGUGCAGCAACCACAACUUAAUGAGAAGGUUCUGAAAGACAAACGGAAAAAGUUACGAGAAACAUUUGAGCGGAUCCUUCGUCUGUAUGAGAAGGAAAAUACUGAUUUUUAUAAGGAACUGCGGAAGCUUGAGACUGAAUAUGAACAGAAGCGAUCACAACUGUGCCAGUUCUUUGAUGCUGUCAAGAAUGCCCAACAUGUGGAGGUGGAGAGUAUUCCGCUGCCAGACAUGCCACACGCUCCAUCAAACAUCAUGAUUCAGGAUAUUCCUCUCCCUGGGGCUCAGCCACCGUCCAUAUUGAAAAAGACAUCAGCUUAUGGGCCACCCUCUAAACCUGUCACGCUUAUGCCUCCUCCUUCUCAUGGCGUUCCUCGAUUACCACCUGGUAAGAAGCCUCCUGGCCCGCCUCCAGGGCCACCACCACCUCAAGUGUUAGCACUUUAUGCAAGAAGGAUGGGUCCUCCUCCAGGCUUACCUCUGAAAGGAAAAGAUGAAGAUAAUAUUUAUGAUCCUGAGACUGCAAUUCAGGAUAUGCAGGAGGAGGAUGAGGAUGAUAGUGGGGAUGAUGAUUACACUGGAGGCAUGGAGCAGGAUCAGGAUGGAAAUCGGGAAGAUCAAGAUGAAGACAGUGAAGACUCAAAGGAUAAAGAUAGUGAUGAUGACGAUGACGAUUUUCGACAUCGAGAUGAAGAUGAUGAAAAUUUAAGAGGAGAUGAUGAUAAACCAGGGCGCAUUGUGCGGUUUGCUGAUGUGCACGACAAACAAAAGAGGAAGAAGAAGAAAAACCUGAAGGAGCUGACUCCCCUGCAGGCAAUGAUGCUUCGAAUGGCAGGUCAGGAUUUCCCUGAAGAAGAGGAGGAAGAGGAAGAGGAAGCCCAUACUGAGGGAGCUGCAGAAGAGGAAAAGAUGGAUACUGAAGAGCAGAAUCGUGAAAAGCGACAAAGAGAGGAAUCACGGCCAGAAGGACCGCAGGUUCCACCACCAACUCAGAUGCCCCCUAGGGCACCAAUGCAAGCCCCACCAAUGCCUGGACCUCCACCUCUUGGUCCUCCUCCUGCACCUCCACUGAGACCCCCAGGACCACCAUCUGGUUUACCACCAGGACCACCUCCAGGUGCACCCCCAUUCAUACGACCACCAGGGUUGCCUGGCAUUAGAGGGCCAAUUCCACGACUGCUUCCUCCUGGACCACCACCUGGGCGACCUCCAGGCCCACCACCAGGACCCCCACCAGGCCUUCCACCAGGCCCACCACCACGGGGACCUCCUCCCAGAUUACCACCACCAGCACCCCCAGGUAUCCCACCUCCCCGACCAGGUAUGAUACGUCCGCCAAUGGCCCCUCCACUGGGGCCUGCACCGCCAGGAUUGUUCCCUCCAGCCCCAGUGCCAAACCCUGGUGUCCUCAGUGCUCCUCCAAGUCUCAUCCAGCGUCCAAAAAUGGAUGAGACUGUGACCACCAUCGAGAAGAAAGCAAUCGCCACCAUCAGUGCAAAGCCGCAAAUCACCAACCCUAAGGCUGAGAUCACGCGCUUUGUCCCCACUGCACUGCGUGUAAAACGAGAAAGCAAGAGUCAGGCACCGGUGAAGAAGGGAGAGGAAGAGAUUGUUGCCCCAACAAAGCCAGUACCAAAAGCCACACCUGCUGUCUCUAUCCAAACAAAGGACGAUAUCUACGAAUCAUUCAUGAAAGAAAUGGAAGGACUUUUGUAACUAACCCAGAUGUGAGCUCUCUUCUUGUCCUGGACCUACCAACUUCUUGGCAUUUGUUUGAGAUUUGUGUAUAUUCAUUUCUGAGCCUGCUGUGUAUUCUUUUCAUACAUUUGUGAAAUUUGAAUGCUCGUGUGAUGUACAGACUGAACAAACAUUAUACAUGCAGUAAAGCUCAGCCUGAUGGUUGAAGUUCAGUAGUUGA